UUGGCGUAAAUUUAAGAAGUCGUCCUUUCCAAGUUUUUGAUCCUAAAUCCCAUCCCAUACGUAAAUUUUUUUGGUAAAACAGCAAAUAAAGUAGAUGCGUGCAAAGUCCAGUCAUCCCAAAUUUCUAAUCCGCUUUUCGUCAACACAAGGAUCGCCUUCAUGCCCAGUGCUGUGUGUGUGGCCACUGAAGUAAAAGUAAACCCCGAAAGUCUCCAACGCAAUUAAAUCACCAUUCACUCGCUCGUAAGAUCUCGGCGAGAGCGCAAAACGCAGUCGUUUCACUAUGAAACGCGAGUGCCACCGCUCGAUCUCGGGGUCUUAAGUUUGCGAUGCAGCCGAAUUUGUUUCCCUUUGGAAGCGUGCUGGGGAAUCCUUUCAUUUUCAAUGGCGACGGCGAUUUGAGCGAGGGAGGAGGAGGGAUCGAGAGCUCUAGGGUUUUCUUCUUGCUCCCGUUCUUCUUGCUCUCCCAGGGAGGAGCAAUGGAUUUGUCCAAGGUCGGCGAAAAAAUCUUGAGUUCCGUUAGGUCCGCCAGAUCUCUUGGAUUGCUCCCUCCCGUUUCUGAUCGCCCCGAGGUUCCAGCUCGAGCUGCUGCUGCAGCUGCUGUAGCUCGUGCUCUUGCAGGGUUACCUCCUCAUCAGAGAUACAGUCUUUCAUCAAGUUCAGAAGAACUAAGUUCAAUAUAUGGAAGCAGACCUCAAGGCCAAGUAGUGGAGGAGCUGGAGGAUGAAUUCUAUGAAGAGGACUUUGAUCCAAUUAGGCAUGUUUUAGAGCACGUUCCAGUUGAAGAGAACGAGCUAACAUAUUUUGAAAAACAGGCUGCCCUUAGAUUGGCACAACUGGAUAGAGUAGCCGAGCGUUUAUCUCGCCAUGUUAUGGAGCAUCAUGAAGUGAUGGUGAAGGGGAUGAAUUUGGUCAGAGAAUUGGAAAAAGACUUAAGAAUUGCAAAUGUCAUCUGUAUGAAUGGAAGAAGACACUUGACAUCAUCUAUGAAUGAGGUUUCAAGAGAUCUGAUUGUGAAUUCUUAUUCUAAAAAGAAACAAGCUCUUCUGGACAUGCUUCCAACCUUGACUGAACUUCGACGUGCAUUGGACAUGCCAUCAACACUUGAAUCCCUUGUAGAAGAAGGGAAUUACUGGAAGGCAUUUCAAGUCCUAUCUGAGUAUUUGCAAAUCUUAGAUAGUUUGUCAGAGCUUUCAGCAAUACAAGAAAUGAGUCGUGGUGUGGAGGUUUGGCUGGGAAGAACUUUACAGAAGCUGGAUGCUCUUUUAUUGGGAGUAUGCCAAGAAUUCAAGGAAGAUGGCUAUAUAACAGUAAUUGAUGCAUAUGCAUUAAUAGGGGAUACUGCCGGUCUUGCUGAAAAGAUACAGAGUUUCUUCAUGCAAGAAGUUAUAUCAGAAACACACUCUGUAUUAAAGGCUAUUGUGCAUGAGGAUGAGGAGGGACUUUCGCAAAAUAGUAGGCUUACUUACAGCGACUUAUGCCUUCGAAUACCUGAUUCAAAGUUCAGGCAAUGCUUAUUACGAACAUUGGCUGUUUUGUUUGACCUUAUGUGUUCAUACCAUGAAAUUAUGGAAUUCCAGCUAGAAAGAAAGGACUCAGCAGCACAAACUUCAAAUAAGUGCAAUGAAGAGAUUUCCUGUAGUCCAGGUGAGACUCAGGAAGUUGAUUCAGAUGUAAGAGCCUGCAAUAAUUCUAUGUCCAGUUCCAGAGAUGUAAUACAUGGCUCAUCUUCUAGGGAGGAAUCUGCAACAAAGAGCUCACUGACUGAAACCAGUGGUUCACCAUAUAGUGAUUUUCAUGAUACAAUUAAGGAGGCUGGAAAGGAGGACAGUGCAACAUCAAGCAUUGAGUCCCCUUGGUACCAUCUUCGCAAAGAAGCUACAACAUUUGUUUCACAGACCCUUCAAAGAGGACGCAGGAAUCUGUGGCAUCUCACUGCAAGUCGUGUGUCAGUAUUGCUUUCUUCUGCUGCAGUCUGUACUGCUAGCAUUCAUCAAUUCUUGAAAAAUUAUGAAGACCUCGGUGUCUUUAUUUUGACUGGGGAAGCCUUUUGUGGAAUUGAAGCAGUUGAAUUUAGGCAGAAGUUAAAGGUUCUUUGUGAAAACUAUUUCAUAGCUUUUCAUCGACAAAAUGUGCAUGCACUAAAAAUGGUUUUGGAGAAAGAGACUUGGCUAAAAUUACCCCCAGAAACAGUACAUAUGAUCAGUUUUGCAGGACUUAUUGGUGAUGGAGCACCGUUGAUUUCUUUAUCCAGUGGUAAAUCAACUAAUGUCAGUGCAGUCCAUUCCAUUAAAUCGGUGAAUAUGGUUCACACUGGUGCAAGGAAGAAUGGGUUUUCUCACUGGAUUAAAAGUGGAAACCCUUUCCAGCAAAAAUUACCAACCUCCAAUGAAGGUCGUGGUUACUCGCAACCUAAUGGAUCAGUUUGUGGUGAAUUUGACGGAAGUUCAACCAAUAAUUUUCAUGACGAUAAAACACCCAGAAAGAAUGAUAUCAAUCAAAUGAAUGGUGCCAAUUCUGUUUCAGAAGAUGAAAAUGAGGAUCUUCUUGCUGACUUUAUUGAUGAAGAUAGUCAACUACCAAGUCGAAGUUCUAAACCCCAUCAUUCAAGAGCUCUCUCUUCACAUGUUAAUGACGAAGAGAAUACAACACAAACUGGAUCUUCUCUCUGUCUAUUAAAGUCUAUGGAUAAAUAUGCAAGGCUUAUGCAGAAAUUGGAAGUGGUAAAUGUUGAGUUCUUCAAGGGAGUAUGCCAAUUGUUUGGAUUUUUUUUCUAUUUUAUAUAUGAAACAUUUGGUCAGCAAAACGCUAGUUCAACUGGAAAAGGCACUUCUAGCUCUCUUAACUAUCGCCUGAGAACAGCUUUAUCCAGAGUAAACCAAGAUUGUGAAGAGUGGAUUAAGUCUCAAUCGUCGUCACCAACAUCUUUGAGUUCACCAUUUGUACAUGCUGAGUUGACACCUACACACCCUCCCAAUACAAAUUAUGGUCACUCCUCAGGGACUUCUUUGGGUCUGAAGGAAAGAUGUGUGGCUGUUGACACUAUAUCUCUUGUUGCUCGAAUACUGAAUAGAUCUAGAGCUCAUCUCCAAUCAAUGCUCUUGCAAAGUAAUUCAACUAUACUUGAGGAUUUCUAUGUUCAUCUGGUGGAUGCUGUACCAGAUCUUACAGAACAUGUUCAUCGGACUACAGUGAGACUACUGUUGCACAUUAAUGGAUAUGUUGAACGUGUUGCCAAUUGUAAAUGGGAAGUAAAAGAGCUUGGCAUGGAGCAUAAUGGAUAUGUUGAUUUGAUGCUGGGGGAGUUUAAGCACUAUAAAACACGACUUGCUCAUGGAGGAAUUCGUAAAGAGGUUCAAGACCUAUUAUUGGAUUAUGGGCUUGAAAUUGUGGCGGAAACUCUUGUUGAAGGACUUUCACGGGUGAAGAGAUGUAGUGAUGAAGGACGGGCCCUUAUGUCAUUAGAUCUGCAGGUUUUGAUCAAUGGGUUACACCAUUUUGUGUCGCUGAAUGUGAAGCCCAAGCUACAAAUGGUUGAGACUUUCAUCAAGGCUUACUACCUUCCCGAGACAGAAUAUGUGCACUGGGCACGAGCACACCCGGAAUACAGUAAAAGCCAGGUUGUUGGACUGGUCAACCUUGUUGCCACUAUGAAAGGUUGGAAGAGGAAAACCAGGUUGGACAUACUAGAAAAGAUUGAAUGAGCAUGUCUUUUGUUGUGUAUCAAGUCAGGCAAAUAGAAUCUUCUGCUCUUUUUCCCCUUUGUCUUUCUUUUUUGGCAGAGCUUCGUGUAAAGGUAGUGUAUAUUGCUUGGCAUUUGAUCCCCUAUUAAUUAUGGAGUAUUUUCCAAAUCUGUGCGUUGGUGUCUUGUAGAUAGUCCUUCGAAAAUAAGCUGUAAUUGUACUAUAAUUUUACCUUAUAAUUUUUUUUUAUCAUGUUAUUCAGGUAACUGAUCGGUUAUUCCCUCUCCUUGAUUAACAUAACUCGUGAGGGAAUGAAUUAUCAUAUCAAAAUUUUGUAUUUAUCUUUUAAUUUCUAAAUAUUCAAAAAUUUUAAGAGUCCUACU
Messenger RNA from Glycine soja, 4066 nucleotides. RefSeq names its product syndetin-like. Gene Ontology annotation, molecular function: SNARE binding. NCBI's taxonomy places the organism in Eukaryota, Viridiplantae, Streptophyta, Magnoliopsida, Fabales, Fabaceae. Gene Ontology annotation, biological process: retrograde transport, endosome to Golgi; endocytic recycling. Gene Ontology annotation, cellular component: EARP complex. The coding region runs from base 330 to 3704 and encodes 1124 amino acids. The transcript has 25 exons. The record is from RefSeq and is a predicted model, not a curated record.